GCGGCGAUGGCGGCGGAGCGGCGGCCGGUGCCCGGCCUGGACGAGUUCGCGGGGCAGAGCUGGAGCGCCUGGCUGGAGCGGGCCGGGCCGCCCGCCGACACCGGAUCAGGGUCAGAGCUGGAGGAGAAUGGGAAGAGCAGCAGCAAGAAACUGGACACCAUGACCCUGAUUAAGGAAGACAUGGACAUCUUCGGGCACUGCCCCGCGCACGACGAGUUCUACCUGGUGGUCUGCAACCACUGCAGCCAGGUGGUGAAACCCCAGGCCUUCCAGAAGCACUGUGGUGAGCCAAGGAAUUUGGGGAAUGGCUAUUCCACCCCACGGUGCUGGGAACAGCACUGGGAAUGCCCCCAGGGCUGGUUGUGGGGGUACAGCCUACGGGCAGGGAGGGGGCUCGCAGCGGUGCGGGCUCUGGUGUGGGCUAACAGUGGGGUUAUCCCGUUUUAUCCGUGCCAUGCCAUGCCAUCCCUCGUGGCAGAACGCCGUCAUGGCCCGCUCAGCAAGCUCUAUGCCCGUGCCGCCGCGUGCCACGUCGCCGUGAACGGGCAGCCGGUGCCUGGCAGGACCCCCGGAGCGGCCAAAGCCCUGCAGGAGAAGCACCCUGGUGCCCGUGGGAGAGCCCAGCCCCUCCCGGAGCACACGGACAAGGACAACAACCUCUGCUUGUUUGUGCCCGUGGUGAACCUGGAGAAGAUUCCCAGCAUUCCCAAACCGGACGGGCACGGGAUCAAGGUGCCCCCCAAAGCCGUCCCCACCAACUCCAAGGAAUCCCUGGGGAAACCCGCGGCUGCCGCGGUGCCCAAAGAGCCCCCGGUGCCCGCCGGGGUCGGGGGGGAUUCGGCCAUGCCGGAGAGCAUCCCUGCUCCGGGGGACAAGGAUGUGGGGGCCCCCAAACCGCCCCCCAGGUCCCACAGGAAGCUGGCGCGGAAGGAGUGUGACCUGAACCGGCAGUGUGGGGUGCGGAACCCCGACACCAACAAGCUCUGCACCCGCCUGCUGACCUGCAAGAUCCACUCGGUUCACCAGCGCCGGGAGGUGCAGGGUCGGGCCAAGGAUUUUGAUGUGCUGGUGGCCGAGCUCAAGGCCAGCACCCGCCGAGGGGACCCCCCGAAAGACAGGAGCCCCCCUGAGAAGGACCCACUGCACCUUGCCCUGCAGGACACCCCCCCACUGCUGCAGCCCCCCAGUACCCCUCCCUGCCGAGCCAGGCUGUCCCACUGCUUGCACCCCCCCAGGGCCCGACUUUCCUCUGCCAGUGACCCUGAGGAUGCCCCGGCCACCUCUGGGGAGGGCAGCAUGGGAGGUUUCCCCCUGCCCAAGGGGGGCAGCCGCGUGUCCAGUGAGGAGAGCGAGGAGGAGGGGGGCGAGGAGCCCCCCCGGACCCUGGCGCGCCCACCACGGCCUCAGGCGUUCUGCACCUUUGGGAGCCGCCUGGUGACCCCGGGCUGUUACGUGUUCGACCGACGGCUGGACCGGUUCUGCGCCGCGCUGGGCUCCAUGCUGGAGCAGCACCUCAGCGCGCACAGGUGGAGGAAGAUCCCUCCAGCCGUCGUCCCCCCUCUUCACCUCCCCGCCGCCCCCCCCAGCCCCGCUGCCCCCCUUUUCGGCCCUGCCACCCCUUCCCCGCCCCUCCGCAGCCUCUCUGCGGCCGGGGGGUGCCGGGUCCCCACCAGCCUCACCUACACCGUGGGGUCCCCGCCGGCGGCGGCCGCCUGCAGCCAGCCCGAGUGCGGGGGAGGGGGCACGCAGUCCAUCACCUCUCCCCUCCCCGCCAACACCCCCUCGCCCUCCUUCAGCAAACUGCCCCCCAGCAAGGCCAGCAAGUCGCCCCGGGCACGGGAGGCGCCGGGGAUGGACGCGGAGCCGCGGCCCUGGCAGCCGCCCCCCACGGCCGGCAGCCCCCCCUACAAACGGACCUGUCUGGGGGACAGCGCCAAGGGCAAAAAUCAGGGCUUGGCUCCCCCCGGCAAGACGAAACUCACGGCCCCGGCUUCGCCCUCCGUCGCCCUGGCGAACGGGAGCCCGCGGGUGCGGCGGCCGCCGCCCGGGCAGCCCUGCCCCGCCGCCCCGGAGCCCCGAGCGCCGCCGCUGCCCGGGCUGGGCGGCUCCCCCCGGGGGCUCUCCGACGAGGAGGUGAAGAGGCGCAAGAACGCGGCCACCUACUGCCGAGCCCUGAAGGCCAAAGCCGCGCCCGCCCUGCCCGGCCCCGGCGGCUCCGGGGGCUCCGUCCGCAGGAAGAAGCCGGGGACGCCCCCGGGCUUCGAGGAGAAGAGGAGCGCCCUGAAGUCCAAAGCCCAUUAACAGAGGGGUCACCGGGGGCCCCCCCUGUGUCCUCCCCACCUGGAAACGCCAGAAAACCGAUGAAGGGGGAAAAAAAACAUCCCAAGGAAACACGAAGGAAAAAAAUCCCAAACUUCCAGAAAAUACCUCAAAACUCUCAGUUCUGUUCUCUUGCUGCUAAACCAGCCCCGGGAGGGGGGGGCGGCACUGGGGACCCCCCCCGGACCUCCCGGGGCCCCGUCGGCCGCGGAUAUUUAUAAGAAACGGUUGUUGCUGUUUUUGUUCUUUUGUAAAAAAACAAAACAAAACAAAAAAAAAACAAACACAAAGA
This is a messenger RNA of Lonchura striata (white-rumped munia), 2611 nucleotides long. Lineage: Eukaryota; Metazoa; Chordata; Aves; Passeriformes; Estrildidae. The record is from RefSeq and is a predicted model, not a curated record.